Messenger RNA from Entrophospora sp. SA101, 792 nucleotides. Lineage: Eukaryota; Fungi; Glomeromycota; Glomeromycetes; Entrophosporales; Entrophosporaceae. The record is from the annotation of a GenBank genome assembly.
AUGUCAACGAUGAUGUUAAUUGUGGAAACAGAUGAAGAGGAGCAUAGUGAAUAUGAAAACAAUGAUGAUGAAAUCAUGGGUGGUGUUUUCACUGAAAAUUCUUCAAAAUCACCAAGAAUUGCUUCUACAAACGAAGAACUUCAACCUAGUCCUUCCAUUGCAACACAAGCUAAAUCAAUUAUGAAUCAACAAAAUAGUAGUCAAAUUCCCACCAAUGUUGACCCUUCCUCAGCACCUAGUACUCCUUUAAUAAAAAAUGAAUUUGUAGCAAUUCAACAAUCACAUUUACCAAUUCAAUUAGCUCCACAUACUCCCCAACAUAUCGUUCAAAAAAUUCAACAGGCUCAACAAUUAUCACCAUCACUGCUUCACACUCCAUUACGAGAUGAUGAUUCAAUUUCUGCUUCAUCAACACCUCAAACAACGCCGAGUGGUAGUAGACCUCCCGUAGGUAGUGAUGAAUGGAAUCGACAACGUCGUGAAAACCAUAAAGAGGUUGAACGUCGUCGACGUGAUACAAUCAAUGCUGGUAUUAGUGAAUUGGCAAAGAUUGUGCCUGGUUGUGAAAAAAAUAAAGGUAGUAUUCUCAAUCGAUCAGUCCAAUACAUUCAACAACUUAAAGAAAACGAAAAUACUAAUAUUGAAAAGUGGGAGUUGGAAAAAUUAUUGACAGAUCAAGCUAUUCAAGAAUUACAAGCACAAGUUGAACUUUUAAAGGCUGAAAAUGGAAGGCUCAGAGAAGAAUUAGACGAAUUACAAAAUCCAGCAAAAAAGAAACAGCGAACCGAAUGA